Molecule: messenger RNA, 3131 nt
Organism: Pseudoliparis swirei
Lineage: Eukaryota; Metazoa; Chordata; Actinopteri; Perciformes; Liparidae
Gene: obi1
Product: ORC ubiquitin ligase 1
Exons: 6
Coding region: 48-2027 (659 amino acids)
Biological process (GO): regulation of DNA replication; protein monoubiquitination
Molecular function (GO): ubiquitin-protein transferase activity
Source: RefSeq, a predicted model, not a curated record
GUUUAAGUUUGUUGUGUGCGCGCGCGCUGUGUAUUUCCUCAACAAGCAUGGCUCUCAACUUCCAGACGUCCACCCUUUCUCUGACUUUGCCGAUUUCGUGCCAGAUAUGUCUCGGAAAGGUCAAGCAGCCGGUCAUUUGUGCGAACCACCACGUGUUCUGUUCAUCCUGCAUGGAAAUGUGGUUGAAAAAAACGAGCCAGUGUCCCACCUGCAGAGUCCCCAUCACAGCGGAGAACCCCUGCAGGGAAAUCAUCGGAGGCACAAAUGAGAGUGAUCACCAUGAUAGUCCUUCCACGACGAAAUGCCUGAGAAAAACCAGAGGAGAACUGCUUUUGCGAGAGUAUGAGGAGGAAAUUGAAGGGUUCAUCAGAGAAAAUGAGGAGCUGAAAACAACAAAUCAAAGUCUGGAGUCCCAGCUGAAGACCGCUCUGGAUCCCUGCAGCGUGAAUGCAGUGCAAACGGAAGACAAGAACAUUGACCCCUGUGUUGUGGAAGAAUGGAUGAACAAGCUGCGGGCUGCCACCAAUGUUUGUGACCAAGUAAAGCAGGACACGGAUAGGCUAAAGGAGGCAAAUAAGGCAUUACGAUCUCAGAAUGUCCACCUUGUACAGGAGAAUAUGAGAUUAAAAGCAGAGGUGACAAGCAGGUCUCCUCAGAAGUUUGGCCGUUGCACAGUGGCAGCGCUGGAAGCUAAAGUCCAGCAGCACGAGCGUGAUGUGGACCACUUGACGAGGGCUCUGGAGCGCAGCGACCAGUACAUUGAAGACCUGGAGUCUCGCAUCAGAAAGUCUGAGAAGAGGGGCUUUGAAGGGCAGGAAGCAUGCAAGGACGGCAAGGCUGAGUCUGAAGCACUCACACAACAACACAGAAUCAACAUGAUGAUGAGAAGCCUGAGUGACAAUGAGAGGGAGUCAAUCCUCAGCAAUCCACUGGUGGAAAGUCGAAAUUCCAGUUUGCUGCUCAUGUCGUCUGCGGAUCCCAAAGAGGCCAAUAAGAAUCUAACCGGAGAACAGAAAGACGGGGACUUUGAAAGCACCCUGUCCGACCCUUUGCCCACCACGCCGUCCUCUGCCUUCCGAUCGCUCACUCUGAGAAGCCCUGGCAUCCGUGAAAAGAAAGUUGCAUUUAAACCAGCUUCUUAUCUGAGGAAGCUUGAUUUUGAAGAAUGUCCUAGCCCUAACGAGAGCAGCAGCAGCAGCAGCUGCAGCAGCACCACCGCGGAGAACCAAAUCAGCAGUCUCGACAAGUUCCCCAAAGGCUCGCCUGCAAAUACUGACGAGGAACCCUCAAAGUCUGUCUUCUGGGUUGAUUGGCAGAGUUCUAAAUCUAAUGACGAGUCCUGUCCGGAUCCAAAUGAAGAUGGCUCGGAUAAAGAAGCUGAAGCCGCAGCCCUUGAAGGCGAUGAGUCCGGUGGUUUCCACAUGUCCAGCGAGGCAUCAAUGGAUGCGGCUUACCGGGACAAAAUCUCCGAGUUGGACUCCAUGAUGUUGGAUGGAGAGAGUUCCAGUAGCCGGGGAUCCCAGCGCUCCCUGGCUUCCUCCCCGCGUGCAGACUUGGACAGCACUCUGGUCCCAGAAAAACAAACAUGCCACGAUGUCUCGACGAGUCGCGCCGGUGAAGCCGCGGUACAUUGUGACCAGAAGAAACACUCGCCAUCUAACAACAUGCCCGUGAGUUCUAAAGAGGCUCCGAAAGGCUCACCAGAGGACAGUCUGCCGGUGUCGGGUAGUGAGAGUGGAAGCCGUGUCCCUGACUGCGGCCCCCCUCAGACGGACGAACUGUCCUUUGAUUUGCUGUUUGAUUCACUGGAAGAGAAUAAGGCCGGUCCCUCCGGCUCUCUCAGUCCAGCAAGCCAGGACCACGAUCAUGUUAAUUCCUCCCCUCCCGCCUCGUCCCCCAGCUGCACUGGUAAACCUGUGAACACACCAAGAGACAGACACGCACUGAACAUCAGCCAGCCGGCAAAGAGGAAGUCUCACAGUUCCUUCAACACGAACAGUCCCACGAAACUCUCAAAGCUCAUGUGAAGGUUUUAGAAUAAGAACCUGCCCUCCACUGUCGUGUGUGUGUUUUGGGUCGGGCUUCACAAACCAAACGCGGGCCCGAGAAAUUAACUCCACGUUUCUCCAGAAUAAAUUUGUGAGCGUGUUGGUCCUGUGUAAAUUAAUGUAAUUUUGUCUAUUAUAUUGCAUAAACAAGACAAAAUCUGAUGGUUUUUGCGUGUUGUCCACUUCCAGGUCUCAGUGGCAUUUACAUGAUUUUGAGGCUUUUCUGAAUUUCUGUAAACUGAAAAACACAUCUGUGCUGUUCCUUGUUACGCUGUAUUGUGCACUUGUAUGUGUUCAUCCAUCAAAGUUAUUCUGUGUAAAUGGUCCACCUGAUAAGCUCUAAGAUGGCAUGCGACGCUGAAGACCGACGAACAGGACUGUCAUGGAAAAACUAGUAUUUCGAAAUAAAUAUUGCAGUUUGUUAGGAAAUAAAGUAGUAAUGCAAGGAGAAACAAUGUAUGCCACUUAUUUUUCUUUUUUCUGUAUUAUAUGUGGUUUAUAUUAAAUUCUUUUUGUAUAGCCCAUUAUCACAAAUUACAAAUUAGCCUCGGAGUGUUUUACCAUCUGUACACAUAUGACGUCCCAGGAGCUCACAUCGGAUCAGGAAAAACUCCCAAAAAAUAGGAAAAAACCUUUCAUAUUUAUGUUUGCAGUUCAUGUGAUUGAGCUCACGAAUAACUUUCUGGACAUUCAAUGGGUUUCAUAGGUUGGUCUGGUAUCUGGUGGUCAAUUCACCCAUAUUGUGAUUUCUAAUUGAUUUCGGGAUCAACAUUUAGUACGUUGUCAUUUUUAGUUUUUCCUCGCUCCUUUGGUGAUGAUUUGCAUCACAUUCAAAUCACAUUUAUUAUUUUCCUGCUCUUAAAAGGCUAAAACGCGUCGCCUGUAAACGCGGAUGAGAGCAUGUUGUAGCCUGUAACGACACGCAUUAGAGACCACACACGCAAAGUAAUUCCAUUAUAGUGCUAAGCGCCUUAUUUAUCAUGCACAUUUAACGAUAUCAUGUAUAUUUCACAUACCUCUAAUCGCUGCAUGCAAUUUUAAUUGGCUAGCCACUGUGGUUCGAAUAAAUUCAGUGUUAAUUCA